GGGCGGAAGUGCAUCUGAAAAAGCAUGUACUAAUGGAGACGUAUGGGGACACCUCUCUAGAUGAGGUUCUGUAAAGGCUUCUCUGUAUGACCAAGAUGGAGUCACAGCUGCUGGUGGCUCCGAUUACUGCGCUGGAGUUUGUGGGUGAUCAUCUUCUGGCGGGUGAAGGCCCUAAUCUGACAGUUUAUAGCGUAACAAGCAGCGGUUUCCCAUCAUUGAGGCUCAAGGAGAACGUUCUUGCAGGUUACACCAUUCAUGGGAUAAAGACUUCCACUUCAGAAGACUCAGACUCCUCUAUCUUGUGUGUGUUUGGAAGUAAGGGUCUAAUCGUGCUGAAUUUCAACAGCGGAGAAGUAAGCCUGUCCAAAGUCUGUCAGCUUCGAGAGUUGCAUGACUGGAUAUGGGACGUUCAGUGGCUUGGAGAUGACUCGCAGUCUGCUGCUUACCUUGGCGUAGCUUUGGGCCACAAUUCUGUAGCUUACUAUGAUUAUAGGGAAGGAAAAGUUCUAAAGGAAAUCCACUGCUCAGAAAAAUGCAUCUUGUACUCUGCUCAUUUUGUGGGAAGAACCUGGGAAGAGCUCACUCUGAUCUCUGGGACGGUCUUCAACCAGCUCGUCAUAUGGGGAAUGUCUGAUCAAACCAAUGAAGAAGGGAGAGUAGAGCCUCGCAGGAGAAUAAGCGGGCACGAUGGCGUCAUUUUCAGCAUAUCUUAUGAAUUGCAGGGGGGUAUUUUAGCUUCGGCCUCCGACGAUCGCAGCCUCAGGGUGUGGAACGUGGGCAGUCUUCUUGACCACGAUCCAGAGGUCCAGUGUCUUCUCGUGUUGUACGGGCACCAAUCGCGAGUGUGGUCGGUCAGACUUUUCCCAGACAACAUAAUCAGUAUCGGUGAAGACUCUGCUUGUAUUGUGUGGAACUACAGUGGCGACAUUAUCCAUAACUUUAAAGGCCAUAAAGGUCGGGGCAUCAGAGCUGUUGCCGUCCAGGACCAACUUGGUUUGGUGGCGACAGGUGGAGCAGAUGCUGGUAUACGACUCUGGCAAAUUAAAGAAAAGUCUUCCUCCUCUACCAACCUUCUGAACCUACAUUUUGAUGGCUCUAAGAACAUUGGGGUCCCGAAGGCAAUCAUGUUAGCGGAUAUCAGUUGUCUUGUUGUAAUGACGGACUUGGGCUUUAUAUACACUUAUAAUUUUACCAGUAAGCAAUGGUCCUUGGUACUGGAGGAUAAGAAUUAUAAAUCGUAUGGUCUCCUAGAGGUGGUCAGAUUGGCUGAGUCCACCCUGUGUGCCAUCGGUAACAUAACUGGCAGCGUUAAGAUCUUCUCACUUUCAUCUGCUCCCUCUUGCAAGGAGUUGAAGCACCAUGAAGGUAAAGUGCACAGCCUGACUUGGGUUGCCUCAUCAUCAGACACCUGUAGCCUGUUUUCUUCUGGUCCUAACGGAGUCCUCGUUUGGCUUGAAGUCACAUGUGUGUCUGGAGAUAUCGCAUCUGUCAUUGAGAAGCGUAGGUUUCUUCUACCUACCUGCAAGCAGAGAUGGCAUACUAGCAUAGCAUUUGUGCCUGAAGAAGGUUUGAUUGUAUGUGGUGACCGCAGAGGUUCACUGGUGCUGUUUCCAGUCAAGGACGGAUCUUCACAAAAUGCCAACAACCCUCAAACGUCUAACAUUUCCAGCCCACAAGGGCAAGAAGAAGAACCGAUCCAUGUUCUUUUUGGCCUUCAUGGUAAAUUAGGUGUCACAUCAGUGGCUUAUCAUAAUAACUUUGUGUACAGCAGUGGUCGAGAUGGGUUUUACCGCCAGUUGAAGUUGGAAGGGCGCCAGUUGGUCAUGCUCCGCAAACUCAAGUCUUGUAAAGGGAUGGAGUGGAUUGAAAGUGUGUCUUUUACACCCGAUGGAGACAUAUACGUCCAUGGUUUCCACUCCACUGACUUUGUGGUGUGGAGUACGAGAACUAAUGAGAAACGUCUCUGCAUCCCUUGCGGUGGAGGACACAGAUCUUGGAGCUACAAGACAGAAGGUCCAUUGGAAGUGUUUGCCUUUAUUAAAUCUGGUGAUCUGUUCACCUACCAAAGCCAACCGGCUGAAAGAAUCCAGAAUGUGUUAAAGGAACCUUUGCAUGGCAGAGAACUGACUUGUGUUAAGUAUGGUGGAACGGUUAUGACUUCCAGCAAGGAACAUCUUGGCAUCCUUAUUACAAGCAGUGAAGACACCACCGUUAAUAUUUGGUCCUUCAAUGAAAAUUCUAAACACCUUAAUUGCCUUUCUACCCUAAGUGACCAUCUCUCCAGUGUGAAAACUUUGGCUUUAGCCAGGACCACACAUCAAGAUGGUGUCCUCUCGACUCUGCUCUUCACUGCUGGGGGUAGGGCUCAGAUUGAGGUUUAUCGGUUGUGGAUCCAAGCAGAGGAGGUUAAUGGCAGCAUUACGUGUCAAGUCAUCCACUUGGCUUCCCAUCGACUGGAUGAACACUGGGAUAGAAUCAGGAAUAAACACAGGAUGCUGAAGAUGGACCCAGAAACCAGAUACUUGUCAGUCUCCACAGUGGAUGAGAUUCCAAAUAGCGUGAAGCCUGCGUCCUGCGUGUAUCUCGCCGCUGCCUGUAGUGAUGGAUCUGUAAGAUUCUUUGCGAUGAGUGAGCGUUCCCGGCAGAUGAUAUUGGUAGCGGAGUCCUUUUACCACCAGCGCUGUGUACUGAAAGUCGAGACCUUUGUCCACACUUCCGGCAACGAUUCAAGAGUCAUGCUGUGCAGCGCCGCUACAGAUGGUCGCAUUGCCUUAUGGGAUAUAACUGCUACAGUAUCCCAUGCCGAUAGGCUGCUGGAGAAGGGGCACCCAGAUUGUCCUUUGCCGGAUCUGGCACCGGUUUGCUUUACGGUCUCCGCUCACCAGUGUGGGGUCAACAGUCUCUGUGUCCAGAUGACUAUGGAUGGGCAGUACUUGGUCGCCAGUGGAGGAGAUGACAAUUCCAUCUCCGUGUGUUGGUUAACAUUGGACCAUACAUCUCAGGAGGAUCCAAGAGGAGCCGUCCAGCUUCUCCGGUCAGUCUCCGUCAACUCCGCGCACGCGGCACAUGUCACCGGCCUGCGCAUCCUCGGAGAUGACCUCUUGGUAUCUGUGUCUGUGGAUCAGCGUCUGUCUCUUUGGAGUCUUGGGGAGAAUGGACUUCGGCACGUGGCUACCAGAUUCUGUCACGUGGCCGAUGUGUCCGGGUUGGACUGUUGGACUCAUGAUAAAGGACAUCUAUGUGUGAUCUGCGGGCAAGGACUGGAGAUUGUGAAGUGGGAGCAAUAAAUAUCCUGAAAAUGUACUGAGAUCAUGUUUCUAAAAUAUAUGUAAUCUACAGAAAAACUAAAGUUAUAUUUAUAAGGCGUGUUUGUAUAUUAAACCAGAAU
Bufo gargarizans (Asiatic toad) is the source of this 3388-nucleotide messenger RNA. RefSeq names its product WD repeat domain 6 (gene WDR6). The transcript has 7 exons. The coding region runs from base 87 to 3287 and encodes 1066 amino acids. Gene Ontology annotation, molecular function: protein binding. Gene Ontology annotation, cellular component: cytoplasm. The record is from RefSeq and is a predicted model, not a curated record. Lineage: Eukaryota; Metazoa; Chordata; Amphibia; Anura; Bufonidae. Gene Ontology annotation, biological process: tRNA methylation.